UCAUCCUUUCUCAGCAACCAAACGACUAUGUAAUUCCCGAAUAGGGCGACGUGCACGCCUCCUAUCGGAGGUUCACGCGCCCCGUGAAUCAAAGGGUCCACUUAAUCCGUAUCUGCAAUUACCUUCCUUCACAGGAUGCGAGCUGAGUCUCAAAACUCAUUUGUUUUUAAGCUAUGCAAGAAGCAUGGCAACGGGAAUACGAACUCAUGGAAACAUCUCACUUCUCGCUGUAAUUUCUUCUUCUUCUUCGUUGUAGUCUUUAUGUUUAUCUCGUUCUUUGGUGGGUGACAUGUUAUCAGGGUUACCUGCACAUCUUUACGAAGACAUAUUUGGAGUGUAUGGAUUGAGGAGUUCUUGUUAACACUUAAGAUUGGUGACACUGGAGAUUUUUAACAAUUUCAAUAUGGAUAUAGCACAUUGUUAUUUGGAUGGCAAUGCUGAUGCUGUAGAGUUCUGCCCACAUGAUUCCUUCCACAAUGUUCUAGCCGCUUCUACAUACACAUUGCAAGAGGGUGUGCAGCCUAGUCGGUCUGGAAGCAUAUCACUUUUCUCUGUUGGUGCUGAUCAAGGGAAUCUUCAGUUGCUUCAUCGUCUAGACACAGCUGGCAUCUUUGACAUCAAAUGGAAUCCAAUUGGAGUUGGUGUGGGUCCCCUACUAGCUCAAGCUGAUGCCAAUGGCUACCUAAGACUUCAUGGUUUAAAGUGCUAUUCUGAUGGACUAGAAGGGGCUCAGCUGAAAGAAGUAACUGGAGAAAAAAUCAAUUCAUCCAUGUGCCUGUGCUUGGAUUGGAAUCGAUCAUCCACGUCCAUUUCCCUGGGGCUUUCCAAUGGUUCUGUCUCUGUAAUUACUCUUGGAGAGACCAAGUUACAGACAAUACAAACCUGGGAAGCACAUGAAUUUGAGGUUUGGGCUUCAUCCUUUGAUAUCAACCAGCCACAACUGGUGUACACUGGUUCUGAUGAUUGCAAAUUUAGUUGUUGGGACUUACGGGAAAGUCCUGCAAAGUUGGCAUUUCAAAAUACAAAAACUCAUAAGAUGGGUGUAUGUUGUGUUUCAAAGAGUUCCAUGGACUGUAAUACACUACUUACUGGGAGUUAUGAUGAACACCUCAGGGUAUGGGAUGUAAGAUCAAUCUCAAAGCCAGUGACUGAGAAUUCAAUUUGUUUGGGAGGAGGAGUCUGGAGAAUUAAACACCAUCCUUUGGUCCCAAACCUGAUCUUGGCAGCUUGUAUGCACAAUGGUUUUGCAGUUGUAGGAAUUAAAGAGGGGAACAUCAAAUUGUUAGAGACUUAUAACAAGCAUGAUUCUCUGGCGUAUGGAGUAGACUGGCAACGAGGAACUUCAUCCAAGGAAGGCGGAAGAAAAAGAGGCUAUGUGGUCGCUACAUGUUCAUUUUAUGACCGGCUUCUUCGAAUAUGGGUGCCAAAUAUUGAAGUGGUUGUGUGACAUUUUGCUGGAUUCUGCUCUUUGAUAAAGGUUAGUAAAGUAUAUUUCCAGUCCACCAAUACCUGUAUUUCAUUUGGGUUUUCUCCACUGUACACUAAUAAGAUUGUUUUUUUAACAUUUUAAAAUCAAUGAAGAGGAAAACUAGGAUAUUAGUGGUGAAGGCGUGUUUUUAAGAAAAAUGUGAGCCAUUCCGAUGUUUGACAAUGGAAUGUGUACGACUAGAAAAUAUGUUUGGCACACUGUUGUCAAUUGCUUA
Nelumbo nucifera (sacred lotus) is the source of this 1703-nucleotide messenger RNA. Its product is annotated as Transducin/WD40 repeat-like superfamily protein. Gene Ontology annotation, molecular function: protein binding; diphthine methylesterase activity. Gene Ontology annotation, cellular component: cytoplasm. Gene Ontology annotation, biological process: protein histidyl modification to diphthamide. NCBI's taxonomy places the organism in Eukaryota, Viridiplantae, Streptophyta, Magnoliopsida, Proteales, Nelumbonaceae. The record is from RefSeq and is a predicted model, not a curated record.